Sinocyclocheilus grahami is the source of this 1559-nucleotide messenger RNA. RefSeq names its product vasodilator-stimulated phosphoprotein-like. The coding region runs from base 31 to 1167 and encodes 378 amino acids. Gene Ontology annotation, molecular function: SH3 domain binding; profilin binding. Gene Ontology annotation, biological process: axon guidance; neural tube closure; positive regulation of actin filament polymerization. The transcript has 14 exons. The record is from RefSeq and is a predicted model, not a curated record. Lineage: Eukaryota; Metazoa; Chordata; Actinopteri; Cypriniformes; Cyprinidae.
CAGAGCAUCUGUCAGGCGCGGGCCACCGUCAUGAUGUACGAUGACGGCAGCAAGCGCUGGUUACCGGCCGGUUCUGGCGCUCAGGCCAUCAGCAGGGUUCACAUCUUCCAGAACCCCAGUAACAACAGCUUCAGGGUGGUGGGACGCAAACAACAGGCCGAUCAGCAGGUGGUCAUUAACUGUCCUCUGGUCCGUGGGAUCAAAUAUAACCAGGCCACUGCUACGUUCCACCAGUGGCGUGAUGCGCGGCAGGUCUGGGGUCUGAACUUCAGCAGUAAAGAAGACGCGGCUCAGUUCACCAGCGGCAUGAUGCACGCGCUCGACGUGCUCAGCGGAGACGCCGGUGCGUGUCCUCCUCCUCCUCGACCGCCUCCGAACGGCCCGAGCGCUGAGGAGAUAGAGCAGAAGAGGAGACAGGAGCAACAGGAGAGAGAGCGACAGGAGAGAGAGAGACAGGUGUCUGCCGCUCCGGCCCCACCUCCUGGUCCUCCUCCCGCUCCUGGCCCCGCCUCUGCACCUCCUCCUCCCCCUGGACCUCCACCUCCUCCAGGACCCCCGCCUCCCCCCCCACCACCACCUCCUUCAGGAGGAGGCCCACAGGAGCAACAGGAGAGAGAGCGACAGGAGAGAGAGAGACAGGUGUCUGCCGCUCCGGCCCCACCUCCUGGUCCUCCUCCCGCUCCUGGCCCCGCCUCUGCACCUCCUCCUCCCCCUGGACCUCCACCUCCUCCAGGACCCCCGCCUCCCCCCCCACCACCACCUCCUUCAGGAGGAGGCCCGCCGUGCUUGAUUGACAGUGCAAUUUUCGCUCGACGAAGAAAAGUUGCUGAAACUCCAGCGGUCAAGAAAGAAGAAAACAGCAGCGCUGAUUCUGAGAACAGUGACUCCAGAGCUGCAGACAAACCAGACGUGAAGAAGCCCUGGGAGAAACCGUCGUCUGUGUCACGGGUGAACUCAGCGUCUAAGAGUCAGGACAAGAGCCCGGUGUCUCCUGCGACCGCGGCUCUGUUGAGCAGGACGAGGCCCGGCAACAGCACAGGAGACGCCGCAGACAUGGAGAAACUCAAACAGGACAUCCUGGAGGAGAUGCGCAGCGAGCUGCAGAAAGUGAAGGAUGAGAUCAUCAGCGCUCUGCUGGAGGAGCUGCAGAAGAUCAAUGCGGCGUAGCUGCGCAUCAGGACGAUCUGCGCAGAAACACGAGCACGUGCACACACUUCAAGAUGCAAGAAUCUCACUCCUGCACCCGACUUACUCGCUUUUACCCUCGUAGUUUUACACCUGCUGCCUUUCACUUUUCUUUAUGUGAAUAUUCAUGAUCUCUAUUAAUAUGUUUCUGAUCCGCUGCUGUGUCAAGCGUUUAUUGUGUCUGUUGCAUGUGUUUAAAUCAUGUAGAGCUCUUACAUGUACCACCUGCAUCUAGAAAUAGUGCCACUAGUUAGUUGUUUACGUCUGUAAUGAUCAGAAUGCGUGGGAUUCUGUGUUAUUGCAGCUUAUUUAUCUUGCACUGUUAUGUAAACUGUGUUUGACCAGCAGGGGUUUUCAAAGCGGGAGUGUUAGCG